Molecule: messenger RNA, 762 nt
Organism: Vicia faba (fava bean)
Lineage: Eukaryota; Viridiplantae; Streptophyta; Magnoliopsida; Fabales; Fabaceae
Source: the annotation of a GenBank genome assembly
AUGCAACUCAAUUUAACACCUGCAAAACCAAGACUGCAAUUGUCGAAAGAUGUAGAUGAAGAUGAUGUCGACCCAACUCAAUAUAGAAGACUUAUUGAGUCAUUGAGAUACCUUUGUCAUACAAGGCCUGACUUAGCAUAUAGUGUAGGUAUGGUAAGUAGAUUCAUGCAGAAGCCAAAGGUAUCACAUCUAGCAGCGGUGAAGAGGAUACUAAGGUAUCUCAAAGGAACUCUCGAUUAUGCAAUUUUGUUUCCUGCAGCUGAUAAAGGAAAAGAAUGCAAGUUAGUGGGAUACACUAAUUCGAGUUGGUGUAGUGAUGCUGAAUAUCGAAAAUUAACAGCAGGAUAUGUGUUUAUGUUAUGUGGUGCACCAAUUGUUUGGAGUUCAAGAAAGGAACCAGUAGUGGCAUUAUCAUCAUGCGAAGCAGAAUACAUAGUUGCUUCUCUUUGUGCAUAUCAAGUAACUUGGAUGGUGAACUUGGUUGAAGAGAUAACAGGGAAAGAUCAUGGAGUAAUUACCAUGAAGAUCGACAACAUGUCAGCUAUCAAUCUGGAAAAGAACCCGAUAGCACAUGGUCGAAGCAAGCACAUCAAAAUGAGGUUCCACUAUCUUCGAGAGCAGAUACCAGAUGGGAAGAUGAAUUUGGAACACUGUAGAACUGAGAAUCAGAUUACAGACAUCAUGACGAAGGGAGUGCAGGUCGAAGUAUUCAGGAGACUAAAAACCAUGAUGAAUAUAGAUAGUUUAGACACAAUGAAUUAG